AUGGACCAAAAAGUGACCAAUGCUCCGAAGAAAGUGCACAAGAAAGUGGUGACAACGAGUGACCGUGCCCGUGAGAACAUCGAUGGGAUGGAGUACAGUCCGUCACAGUGUAUGGAAGCUCCUGUACGUUGCUGUCGAGGUCUCGCACACCAGGAAAACCCCUACAUUCUACGAGGGAAGACAAACUCUGGCGAUAAAACAAAGGAGAAGGUGUUGGGUUUGAAGGUUCGCAAUAUACAUCAUCAAAAUAAAAUCAAUGGUGAAACAGUGGAGGUGUUACCAUCAGUAUACAUAGCAAAAAUGAUGAGGGAGAAAAGCCACAAAGCAACAAAGAUUCCAUUAAUUUUAACAGGAUCAGGACACACUCCCAGCACAGAAGCAUCAAAGAAACUGAAGAAAGGUCACCACCAUCAUCAGCACCACGCUCAUGGUCAUCAUGGUCACCACCAUGGUCACCAUGGAGAGUUUGGCUCACUAGGCAUGCUGAAGAAACAUCACAAGUUCCAUGUAAUCAAUCCAGAGCCAUCUGCAAUUAUGGAUGAUGACUUGCUAUUUAUGGAUGUAGACUGUGAUCCUCUUAUGAAGAUCCGUGAAAUACAGACUCGGGUUCCAAUGGGUGUCGAGGAUAUCGAUAUCAGUCACACCAGCGACCCUCUCUGUGUACCCGAAUAUGCCCAGGAAAUCUACCAUUACCUACAGAGUGUAGAGAAUCGUCAUACUUUGCCUGAUGACUUCCUCCACAAUAACCCAAAGGUCACAGCUCACAUGCAUGCCAUCCUCACUGACUGGCUCAUCCAAGUCCAGGUACACCAGCAGAUGUGUCAGCAAACCUUACACCUAACUGUGGCAUUAAUAGACCAGAUUCUCAAUAGAGUGAAGAUCUCACUGGCUGUUCUCCAGUUACUGGGCAUAACCUGUGUCCUCAUAGCAGCAAAAUAUGUAGAGCGUUUCCCUCCUGAGAUCACCAGUCUAUGUAAUCUGACUGACAAUACUUAUGAACCACAACAAGUCCUUGACAUGGAGAAGUUUAUCUUGAAGGAGCUGAAGUUUGACCUCAACAUCUGUGAACCGAUCAUGUUCCUUGAGAGAUUUUUAGAGGUGGAAAAUGAGGAUAAGGAGGUAGAACAUCUGGCACAAUAUCUCCUGGAUCUGUCCCUAACAUCGGUCCACUUUACCAUGUAUGUUCCAUCCAAGAUGGCUGCUAGUGCACUGCUAAUGUCCAGGAAGAUACUGGGGAGGAAAGGAUGGACUACAGGCCUGGGGUACUACACAAUGUACGCAGAGAAAGAUCUAACAAAGUGUGGCAAUGCUUUAUGUAGAUUGCUUCUCAGAAUCAACAAUGCAAAGUACCAAGGUGCCAAAAACAAGUAUACCAGCCAUUCCUGUUUCGGCGCCAUCAGUGAUCACCCCAGAGUUACUGACAAGGACCACCUCAAGAAAAUCUGUUGCCUGGAAACUGAAAUUCUGUGA
Molecule: messenger RNA, 1470 nt
Organism: Ylistrum balloti
Lineage: Eukaryota; Metazoa; Mollusca; Bivalvia; Pectinida; Pectinidae
Product: G2/mitotic-specific cyclin-B-like
Exons: 9
Coding region: 1-1470 (489 amino acids)
Biological process (GO): regulation of cyclin-dependent protein serine/threonine kinase activity; mitotic cell cycle phase transition
Cellular component (GO): cyclin-dependent protein kinase holoenzyme complex; cytoplasm; nucleus
Molecular function (GO): cyclin-dependent protein serine/threonine kinase regulator activity
Source: RefSeq, a predicted model, not a curated record